AUCCCUUCCCCCCCGCCCUCCACCCCUCCACUCCCCCCACGCGCAGCAGUCCGCGCCCCCAACCCCCCACCCCCACGCGCCGCCGCCGCUAGGGUUUCUCACCCACGCCGCCUCCCUCGCAGGAGGAGCCCGAAUCUCCAGCAGCAGCCAUGAGCGACGGCAAGGACACCCUCGACCUCUCCGCCCUUGGCGCCGCCGUCCCCAACGCCGCAGAGCUCAGCGCCGAGGACAAGGCCAACCUCGUGGAGUCGAUUAAGAACACGCUGCAGGGAUUGGCGGCCCGGCACACGGACGUGCUCGAGAGCCUGGAGCCCAAGGUCAGGAAGCGGGUCGAGGCGCUCAGAGAGAUCCAGAGCCAACAUGAUGAAUUUGAGGCAAAGUUUUUUGAGGAGAGAGCUGCGCUUGAAGCUAAAUAUCAGAAGAUGUACGAGCCACUGUACUCAAAGCGUCAUGAUGUUGUCAAUGGUGUGGUUGAGGUAGAAGGUGUAACCAAAGACGUCUCAGGUGAAGCUGCUGCAGAUCAGAAAGAGGAGGUGGGUGUGCCAGAUUUCUGGUUGAAUGCAAUGAAGAACCAUGAAAUCCUUGCUGAGGAGAUCCAAGAGAGGGAUGAGGAAGCUCUCAAGUACCUCAAGGACAUCAAGUGGUACAGAAUUACUGAGCCAAAGGGUUUCAAGCUUGAGUUCCACUUCAAUACAAAUCCAUUCUUCAAGAAUGACGUGCUUACAAAGACGUACCACAUGAUUGAUGAAGAUGAACCAAUCCUAGAGAAGGCCAUUGGUACUGAAAUUGAAUGGUAUCCUGGAAAGAGCUUGACACAAAAGGUGCUAAAGAAGAAGCCAAAGAAGGGGUCAAAGAACACUAAACCAAUCACAAAAAUCGAAAAUUGCGAGAGCUUCUUCAAUUUCUUCAGCCCACCUCAAGUUCCUGAUGACGACGAGGAAAUUGAUGAGGAUACAGCUGAGCAGUUGCAAAACCAGAUGGAGCAAGAUUAUGAUAUCGGAUCUACCAUCAGAGACAAGAUUAUUCCACAUGCUGUUUCAUGGUUCACUGGAGAGGCCGCUCAGGAUGAGGACUUUGACGGCAUGAUGGAUGAUGAUGAUGAAGACGACGAAGAUGAUGAUGAGGAGGAUGAGGAUGAAGACGAGGACGACGAGGAAGACGAAGAUGAUGAUGAUGGUGAUAAGAAGAAGGGCGGCCGAGUUCCUGCAGGCGAAGGGCAGCAGGGGGAGCGGCCCGCCGAGUGCAAGCAACAGUGAGGUGCUUUAGACAUGGAGACUAUUUUUCUUGGCCGAAUGCUUGGUUCUGCUUGAUGCUAUGUCGGGGUUUUGGUUAUGGAUUGAGUUGGUUUUGUGGAACCAAUGGGGGAUUUCGUUGUUGGGGACAUGGUAUUAUAUGCUGGUAGCAUUUCAAUUGUUGUAUUGGGUUGAAAUACUUUGUCCGCUGCUUGGAGUGAUCAUCAAAUGGUGCCAGUUUGGUAGUCCUA
Molecule: messenger RNA, 1483 nt
Organism: Hordeum vulgare subsp. vulgare (domesticated barley)
Lineage: Eukaryota; Viridiplantae; Streptophyta; Magnoliopsida; Poales; Poaceae
Product: nucleosome assembly protein 1;2
Exons: 11
Coding region: 150-1256 (368 amino acids)
Biological process (GO): nucleosome assembly
Cellular component (GO): chromatin; nucleus
Molecular function (GO): histone binding; chromatin binding
Source: RefSeq, a predicted model, not a curated record